AGUAGCGUCGUGCCCGGCCGCAGGCGCUCGGUUGCCCGGGUUGCGGCGGGGGCUGCUCCCGAGGUGGGCGCACGGGCUGCCGACGCUCCCCGGUUCGCGCUCGAAAAGACGACGCCCUGACCGCCAGCAUCAUGGCUUCGGCUGGGGCGGGUAUGAGCGAGCGCGAGCAGAACGGCUGCAGGGAACUGUUGAAGCUGCUGAACACCGACGACCUGAUCGCCUUAACGGACACGGUGACCAACCGCCUCGUGCAGCCGGACAAUCGUCAAGAAGCCAUACGUGCCAUCUUACUGUACAGCCAAAGUGCAGAAGAACUGCUGAAGAGAAAAAAGGUCUUUAGAGAUACCAUCUUCAGGUACUUGGCAUCCAAAGGUGUUAUAGUGCCUCCUGCAUCUGAGAAGCAUCAGCUUAUUGAUCAUGCAAAGCAGUACUGGUGUGAACGCUUGCAGGAUUGUGACACAGAAUUAAAAUGCGAAAAGCCUACUGUAAAGAUACAGGAGGAAGAGGAGGAAGGGAAAGGAGGAGACAAGCAAGGAGGAGACAAGCAACAAGAAGACAAAGAGUAUCACAGUUUGGGAAAAGAAUUUUGUCAGUGGUUUUUUGCUAUGCUGAAUUCUCAAAAUCCAUUGUAUGGAGAAUCACCAAAAGAAUGGGGGCCACAACACUUCUGGGAUGAUGUAAUACUAAAAUUUUGUUACAACACAUCAGAACAAAAUGUUGAAGAGUAUUCAGGUGCAGAAUUGGUGAGCCUUCGUUUACUGUCAUUGGUGAAAGAAGAAUACCUCUACCUGAACCCCAAUUUGAAUGCUGGUGGCCUGAAGUGUGUUGUUUCAACACAUGGGUUAGUUGCAGUGGCAGUAGCUGGCACAGUUCAUAGAAAUACUUGUUGCUUGGGCAUCUUUGAGCAAAUCUUUGGCCUCAUCCGCUGCCCUUUUAGGGAGAACACAUGGAAAAUUAAGACUGUGAAACUAAAAAUUGUUGGUCAGACUGCUUUGGAACCUGGGACCCCUGUAGAAAGACCUUGCAUAAAAUAUGAGCAAGAUGAACUCCAGGAGCUUGCCUUGGCUGAGCCUCAUAGAUUCUGAGCAGAAUGAAGGAGGAAAGUUUGUUGGCCAAGGAAAAUACAUGAUAAUUCUUGAGCAUUCAAAUGAGUUGUUUACUUCUGUUCUUGAGUCAGAUUUUUUGACUGAAUGACAAGCCAAAAUACCAUCUUUAAUUGGGUAGACUCUGGUAUCCUGGAGGGUACAAAAUGGCACAUUAUUUGCCAACCAAAAUUUAAAAGAGAAUAAAUGGAAGAUGAGGAAACACUAUUCAUUUUCUCUCCUUGUCAUAGGCCUUUUUUCUCCUGUGUUCCCUCCCUUCCAACUAACACACUGAAAAACACCAUUGGAACUUAAUGGAUCAAAUAAUUUGCAAACAAAAGGAAGGAUGUCAAUUUAGGGAAGACUUUCUUGCCUAAAGCUUCCUGUUCACCUUCCAGGAAUGGGAGAGAGGCUGGAACGUAAGGACCCUGUUGACUGCAUAUGCCUAGCUUCUCUGUAUUAAAAAUUCCACAAAUCCUAAAUCUCAGGGUUGUACAUAACACAAAGUAUUUUGUUUAAUUGUAGAUAAUGGAAAAUGCUAUAUUGUUGCGGGAUUAUUAAACUGGAUCAGUUCUAAAGAGAACUUUAAAUUACAAGAUUUAUUUUUAGGUUAUCAUCAUCAUUCUGUGUCCCCCAAUUGUAACUGCAGUCCAUUAUUUAGAAGGGUUUUACUGAUAACUCUUUUGAAACUACCUUUUCAUUUCACAGGUUGGUUUUUUUGUAUGUGUGUGUUCAUGUAUAGCCACUUUUUGGUUGUGUGGCUAAUCCAGAGCAAUGUGUUUGCUCUUUGUAAAGCAGUGCAGUACAGUUGUGAAACUGAGAGAACAUGAAUCUGAUUUAUGACAGCUAUUACCAAAGUUUAAAAGCCCACCCAAUAAUGUUUAAGCCAGCACUAACCACUGUCCUCAGACAAACAUUCUGCAGCAGUAUCUAGAAUAUUGUGGAGCAAGCAGUUUCAGAGUGGCAUUCUGACUUUUAAAUUAACAGUAGAUCCUUGCGAUUACAGUGUCCUUAAACUGACUUUUGUAAAUAAGCAGCAGCAUUUGAAAACACUGGCAAUGUUGGAUAUUUUCUAAGCUUUUUAAUUAUUUUUCAUGCUUUUCCUAAAAGUUAUGCAACUAUGAUAUCUACAUACCUGCCUUUUGGUAGAAAAAAGAACUCUCAUUUUAAAACCAAAUAAAAUGGCCAGUAGCUAUCCUUAAAACUAUAAAGCUGUUGAAAUAGUUGGACUAUAUUUAGACACGUUUGUUUCCUCUUAUGAAAAGGUUUGGUAAUAUCAAUACAUUUUUAGCUUUGUUUUGAUAGUGUUUAGAUGCAGUCACCUUGAAUUAACAGUUGACAGUGUUUCCUUCUAUCUGUACCAAAUUACAUAUAAGUGAUUGUUUCAGAAUUCUCUCGCUGAAGUAGUCUUUAUAAAUAUGCAAACUAAUAACCUCUUACACUGCCACAUAGUUUGACAACAUCAUUUGAACAAAAUGCAGAAUAGUGAUCAACCAAGACUGUGCUGAAGUGUUAGCUGUUUCUUUCAACAGCUUAAUUGAUAAGGAAUUGAUAAAAUAUGCACUUUAAUUUUUUUGUUUUCAUAUGUAACUAUAAAAGCAAAAUAUUCAUUGUUGGAUUUUGGUAUAUGCUGACUGAUGUACCAUUUAAAAUAUUGCAAUAUUUUGGUUCUAUUUUCCUUGCAUCUGUAAUAGGAUUAAUAUUUAUUAAGUUAACAUUAUCUUCUUGUAAUACUGCAUUGCUCAGUAUCACGUUUCUGGUACAAUAGAAGGACCUAAGGCAGAGUGUGUGAAAACCUAGAAGUUGUUAGAAUAGCAGUUGUCUUAAGUGCUAUUCUGUUCUGUUUUCCACUAAUGGCCCCAGAGAGACACAUAAUUUAGGACAAUAAAUCUCCCAAGAAACUCUUGAUUAAUCUCAUCCUUGCUUGGCCUCACUUCCCCUCAUCCAUUUACCCUAAUUAAGUAACACUUAAUACUUUUCACCAAGCCUGGUAGCUUUUCCCAUCCGGUACUCACAGGGUCAUCAAGCACCAUUUACACCCAUUAUCCACCUCUGGAAAAUCCAUCAAGUUACUGUUUUGGGGGCGAAAUGACAGCUUGCCCCAGGGAGCAUUUUGUUGUGUAUCUGGUGUUCCCCACUCUCUCUCUCUCUCUCUCUCUCUCUCUCUCUCUCUCUCUCUCUGUGUGUGUGUGUGUGUGUGUGUGUGUGUGUGAACCCACACACACACCCAAAUCCAUUUGGAUCUUCUCUCCAUGAAAUGCUGGUCGUUUUGCUGCUGUCUCUGUGGACCUUCAUCUUGAAGACAUAAUUAUAGCCUACUCCAAAAUCACUUUCUCCUCUCCUUUCCUUCCUCUUAGUUAGCCUUGCACCUGUUCUGUGUGUGAUUGGUAGUUUGUGCUUUUAUUUCUCUUUUAAUAAAAACUUUUCAAGCUGAACAUAUGGCUGGUUUAUUUCAAGAGUUCUCUUUAGGGAAAAAUCCCCGUAAAUAUUGGUAGAGAAUCCCAGUUACCUCCUCUCACUUUGUCUCCUUUAAGCUAAUCCCCCCCCCACCCACCCCAUAACUAAUUAGGAGACUGCCUAUUUGGGUAACAACUUAUUAAACUUUGGAUUCGUUAUAAUAAAUAUUAAAAGAUGGAGCCCUUUCAGUUUGUUUUUGAUUAAUGUCCACACACAUUAGCUACGAAUGUAGUAGUCUUCUCUGAUGAUGUCCAUUCUUAGAUUUUUUUUCUUUUUCCUCAGGAUUUUUGUUUUUAUUUGCCAUAGACACUAUGUUAAUUUUAUUUUUUAAAUCAGAGGCCAAACUGAACUAUUUCAUAUUUUUGUUUUCAAAAACUUGGUGUGAAUUUUUUUUCAAAUGAAGUAUUACAUUUCUUGGAGACGGAAUAGUGCAUUGGUUGCAAUUCUACAAAGGGAGUAUUUAGAGGAGGAAGCAUACUUGUUAAGGAUGUAUUUUGGAUGGGAAGAAAAACUACAUUUGGGAGAUUCAUAGAAUUAAUACUGAGAGGUGGGGAGAAAUAGAUUAGUGCUCUGAAUAGCAAUUACAUGAAACCGUGUGACUUCUUCAGUGGCUGCCUGCAUAGUGCUGUUCUGCAAUCGACCAAGAACAUAGAAAUUAAAUUAUGCUAAAUCAGUUUCACAUUUCAGCUUGCAAAAGCCAUAAUGGUUACUGGUUUGGCAUCCAUAAGGGCAUUUUUGUCCCUCUUUUCUCCUCAAAUGGAUUUCAAGCAACAAGAUAUUUCCAGAAUACCAAACAGCCACUUCAAUAUGGUUUAGCUAGAGAAAGCAAACACAACCUGGGCAUGUCCUGAUAAAAGUAAAUUGGAGAUCAAUGGAACAGAAACUUGGAGUAAAGCUAGAGUAACCAAGUCUUACAUGUUUCUCUUUUUAUGGUACAUAUAUUUCUCAAUGGUCCUCAUACCAGACUUCCUUAUGAUUCCCUCUGUGGGAGGAUAGUAUAAGAAUUGCAUAAAGAGAUCUUCAAGAUGGUAUCCCCCAAUGUUUAUUGAUGCCAUAUAAAUACUGAAUGUGGCCCACUAUGUGAAAGAAAACAUUUGAUAUGAGAUCUUCAGAAAUCUGCUUUUUUAGAUACUUGCAAGGCUAUGACACUGGGAAAAACUUUUGUUGGAAGAUGUUGGAUAUUUUAUACUGCGUGA
Molecule: messenger RNA, 4735 nt
Organism: Eublepharis macularius
Lineage: Eukaryota; Metazoa; Chordata; Lepidosauria; Squamata; Eublepharidae
Gene: C3H3orf38
Product: chromosome 3 C3orf38 homolog
Exons: 3
Coding region: 132-1085 (317 amino acids)
Source: RefSeq, a predicted model, not a curated record